This is a messenger RNA of Nannizzia gypsea CBS 118893, 1389 nucleotides long. RefSeq lists its product as hypothetical. NCBI's taxonomy places the organism in Eukaryota, Fungi, Ascomycota, Eurotiomycetes, Onygenales, Arthrodermataceae. Bases 1 to 1389 code for a protein of 462 amino acids. The transcript has a single exon. The record is from RefSeq and is a predicted model, not a curated record.
AUGGCGAUGAUAAUAGCUCCCCGAGCACCCUACAUGCAUCCUCUUCUGCCUUCUUCCUCCCUGGAAGGAUUGGAGCAGGUUAUUCCGCCGGAACCAAACUCACCUAAGAUCUACAUACCACGAUGGAAGCUCGACAAACCGCUCCCUAGCCCACCAAAGAGAAGUUCCGGCACUCCCUCAACAGACGAACAGUACCUAAGCAGCGCCAGGUACCAGCGCCCGAACGAUGGACAUCGUGAGAAUGCAGUUUAUGUAAAGAAAACCGGUCCUACCCAUGCUCACUCCGUCGACGAGUUGCGGUUGCUUUAUAGACAGCGGUCACCGGUUCCCUGCUCUCCUGGAUGGCAGAGACGACGAGACAGAGACCAACUUUCCAGCCCAGCAAAACGUGCACGCCACUCGACUGACCCGGUAUUUCAAACAUGCAACGGAGGAUUGAUAAGAGCUUCAACGAGGAUUGAAAGCAGGAAAUCGCAUGAUGAGAGAGAGGCGCCGGAAAGGGGUUCUGCCUCAGAUGCAGCGAAACCGGGUGCUGCAAGUCAGAGGAUACGAGCGAAGGGUAUUGAUGAGCAUGCCUGGAUGGGAGAGAAUGACCAGCCGGUGAUUGAAUCUCCAAGGGCUGAGGAUAAUUCAGGCCUAUGCUUCUGCCGUUUACCUCAUCCACGACACAGCAAGAUCUUCCCGGCUCCGCGGACGUCAAAGUCAAGUUCAUAUCACAGAGGCGUUCAGGCUAGUGAUCUUCCUGACGCAUCGUCAUAUAUUGAGCUUAUUCAACAGAAGUCUAUACCAGAUGUUCCCGAGGUAAACGUGGAGGACGUUGACGACGAGCAGUGUUCCCCCAGAACCAGACCAAGACCAAGGCCACAAAACCGCACACAGCUGUACUCUUUCACGACAUGUGCCAGCACGUCCAUGAUCAACGAAAUCACCGAGACGAGCAGCAGAAAGGAUACUGGCGGAUUUGGUCUUUUCCGGUCUCCUCCCCUUCCACCAACUGAAGAGAGAAGCCGUCGGCCCAAGCAGCUCGCCAUCCCCCCAAGUGACUACCAGCUAUAUGGAGUCAAAGCACUGUCAAAGAAUAGGCCAAAGAAGAAGAAAUCCAGCCUGUUCUAUCUUAACAAGCUGAUACCCAAAGCCAUAAAGCGGCAUGCCAGCGAGCCACAAAUUCAACCGUUGACCACACCACGAACCGCACCACCAUGCGGUGGGGAAGGUAACAGACGAGAAGAGUGGUUUGGGCUGGGGAGGAACAGCAACGCGUGGCGGUCGACCGCUGAGUUUUCCAGAGAAGCCUUUGGUUCCAGCUCGAACAAGCUGCCUGAGCAAAGAAGAAAGGAAGAAUUGAAGAGUAAGAUUGUGAUGGUUGGACCGACUCCUCACUGGCUGUAG